Pyrus x bretschneideri (Chinese white pear) is the source of this 1465-nucleotide messenger RNA. RefSeq lists its product as uncharacterized. The transcript has 4 exons. The record is from RefSeq and is a predicted model, not a curated record. NCBI's taxonomy places the organism in Eukaryota, Viridiplantae, Streptophyta, Magnoliopsida, Rosales, Rosaceae. The coding region runs from base 187 to 975 and encodes 262 amino acids.
UAUUUGGACACCAGCGAAUAUCCCUUCUUUCUCUCUUCCUCCUCAUCUCCUCUCUCCCCAAAACCAUAAUAAAAUAGCAGAGGGGAGAGAGAAAGAAGAGAAAAGGUGCUCCUUAAUUUUCAUUCUCUCUAACUUUUCCCUAGAAAAUUGCAGAAAGAGAAAAAGGAGAGGAAAACUUAGAGAGAGAUGGGGAAAGGAGACGACAGUGGCGGCGAUGUGAAGGUGGUUGGUGCAGAAGUGGGAUCCGAUAAUAGUAAGUUCCCGUUGAGCUUUUGGGAGGUGACCCUGGCUUCCACCGUCGUAUUGGGCUUCUUGUUUGGCCUUCUGGCUGUUUACCUGACCAUGCCCGCAUCGGAUUACAGCUUCCUCAAGCUCCCCCGUAGCCUCCAAGAUCUUCAAAUCCUCAGAAUUCACCUCGAGGACUACACAAGUGACUACACUGCUCAGGUUCUGUUAGGAUACUGCAUGGUUUAUAUAUUCAUGCAGACUUUCAUGAUCCCUGGUACUGUAUUUAUGUCCUUGCUUGCCGGUUCCCUUUUUGGAGUCUUCAAAGGUGUAGCUUUGGUGGUGUUUAAUGCUACUGCUGGUGCAUCUUCUUGUUUUUUCUUGUCAAAGCUGGUCGGGAGACCCCUUGUCUUCUCUCUUUGGCCCGACAAGCUGCAAUUUUUCCAAAACCAGGUAGCUAAAAGAAGAGAGGGACUAUUGAACUAUAUGUUGUUUCUACGGUUGACUCCAACCUUGCCAAAUACAUUUAUUAAUGUUGCUUCACCAAUAGUUGAUGUGCCUUACCAUAUAUUCUUCCUGGCAACUUCAAUUGGUCUGAUACCGGCUGCUUACGUCACUGUCAGGGCUGGAUUAGCUCUUGGAGAGUUGCAAUCCCUUGGGGAUCUCUAUGACUUCAACUCGAUAGCCACCUUGUUCUUCAUUGGAGUUGUCUCAAUUGCUCCCACGCUAGUGAGCAAGAGCAAAUCAUAGUCUCACUUGCAGAACUUUGCUUGGUGUACACGAUGCCCUUGUUCUACUUGCAGCCGUUUGGGUAUCACCUCUACAGAUUAGCGUCAAAUAAUUGCAAUACAAAGGUAUAUGUCUGCUAUUGGAUAUUACUGCCUGGUUGGAGCUCCAUCGGAUAAAUUGUUAUGUGGCAGGUGUCUCCGCGACCUUGGAUGGAAUUUGGUUACUGUCAUGUUUCAUUUGGGUGGUGGGUUUUGGUCUAAAUGUGUGUGUAACUUCGAUUUUAGUUGUAAGAAAGUCUCUAAUUUUAUAGGGUAUGUAUCUCAUUCAUUGUCAAGAAAAAUGUAAAGGCAGUCUCUAGUGAACUUCUGACUUAUCUCAGCUCUUGUUGAGUUAUCCAAGUCCCAAGAUGAUCUUAGUAUUGUUUUUCAUAAACUUGACGACUAAAACGUCAAGAUGAAACUCACGUAACUGUCUUUCGUCAGGUUAACAAUUUCAUCAUAGUGUUAGCUGA